UCAGACACAAUGCUGGCGUGUUGUGAAUUAAUCUCAAAUGCUGCACCAAUGCGGUAGUGUAGCCCAGCCCACUAUUAAUUAGUUGCUGAUUUCACCUCAUCAUGGCAACAGGCUUCUCCUUUGGAGGCACUCCCGCUUCCAGUGCAUCAACAGGCUUCAGCUUUGGAGCAACUCCAGCAGCCAGCACAGGAUUCUCCUUUGGUGCAUCAGCUGCCAAACCAGCGGGGACCACCCUUACUCUUCCUACAGCAUCUUCAGCUGGCACUGGUUUCAGUUUUGGUGCGGCCCCUGCGGCCAGCACGCAGGCAUCGACAGGAUUCGGCUUUGGUGCGACUCCAGCUGCCAGCACACAGGCCUCGACUGGAUUCAGCUUCGGAGCGACACCAGCUGCCACCUCCGCCGCCCAGCCGGCGACCGGGUUCAGCCUCGGUGCCCCGGCCGCGACUCCUGCCGCCUCCACGGGGUUCAGUUUCGGCAGCGCGGCCGCCCCCCAGCCGUCCACUGGGUUUGGCCUGGGUACGGCGGUGACCUCGUCGGCGCCGGCGCUGACGCUGAACCUGGGCGGCGCGGCGCCGGCGUCCAGCGCGGCCGUCGGCCUCGGCGGCAAGCUGCAGGUGGGACUGGGCGGCACGGUAACGGCGCUGGACGGUUCGGGCAGCGGCGCGGAGGGCAAGGCCGACGGCAAGGCGCCCAAGGAGACGGACGUGCCGCCCGAGAUCGUGCAGACGGUGCGCGAGUUCGAGAAACACGUCAAGGAGCAGAAGGCCGAGGGCGAACAGAUCGCGCGCCACUCGUGGGGCUCGGUGCAGAACGUGGGCGAGGAGACGGCCGCGCUGCGCCGGCUGCUGGCCGCCGUGGAGGCGUCCGUGCAGCGGCACGCGGCCGCCGCCGCCCAGCUCAAACAGGACGUCUGUGCGCUGCUGAAGCGGGCCGAGGUGGCACAGCGCACCUCGGAGAUCUCUGCCGGCCUGCAGCACGAGAACACGGCGCCGCAGGAGCUGUUCGAGCGGCUGGUGCAGCAGUACGAGGCGGACAUGGUCACCUACCGGCGCCAGAUCGACCAGCUCGAGUCGCUGCUGGCCGCCGCCGACGGCACCGGGUUCGUCUCGCCCGAGGAGCUGAUGCGCUCCAUCCGGCAGCUGCACGAGACGUUCGUCUGGCUGGCCGGCCACCUGCAGACCGUGCACGAGAAGGUGCAGGCGCUCAAGGACCACUACCUGGCCUACCGGCGCACCGUAGUCGGCGACACGAGUGACGUGUUCGCGGCGCGCUCCUCUGCUGCGCCGGCGCGGCCCGCCUCGCCGCCGCCGCCGCGGCCCGGGCCGUCCCCGUUCGCGGUGGACAGGAACGCGGCGGCGGCGGCCGUGGCACAGGCGCUGGGCCAGCCGCCGCCGCCGGUGGCCGCGCCCGCCGUCGGCGCGCCGCUGUACGGGGCCACGCCGGCCGCCGCGCCCGCUGCCGGAGGUCUGUUUGGCAGCGGCUCCACGACGUUCGGCGCGGCGGCGGCGGCCAACCCGUUCGGAACUGCGGGAGCCGGCCUGAAGCUCGACCCGCCGCCCGGUAGCAAGCGAGGAAAAACGAACUGAUUCAGACCAGCGCCCCGAAAAGAUAAAAGAUUUGUAACAGGAUUGUUAACUUGUUGCCUGGAACACUUGGCCUGUAAAUGGACGAUGCCGUUAAAAAUGACAACGAGCAACAUUUUUGUCUUUGUUUCAUGGCUGGCUGGUGAAGUUAAACUUGUCAUACUCUGUCAUCAGUGUGAAAUAAUAUGGACCUAAAAAUAAAGCAAUUACGAUGUGGG
Amphibalanus amphitrite is the source of this 1801-nucleotide messenger RNA. Its product is annotated as nucleoporin p58/p45-like. The record is from RefSeq and is a predicted model, not a curated record. Gene Ontology annotation, molecular function: structural constituent of nuclear pore. Gene Ontology annotation, biological process: nucleocytoplasmic transport. Bases 102 to 1586 code for a protein of 494 amino acids. Lineage: Eukaryota; Metazoa; Arthropoda; Thecostraca; Balanomorpha; Balanidae. Gene Ontology annotation, cellular component: nuclear pore. The transcript has 2 exons.